This is a messenger RNA of Megalops cyprinoides (Indo-Pacific tarpon), 5909 nucleotides long. RefSeq names its product mucin-17-like. The record is from RefSeq and is a predicted model, not a curated record. The transcript is spliced from 3 exons. The coding region runs from base 313 to 3993 and encodes 1226 amino acids. Lineage: Eukaryota; Metazoa; Chordata; Actinopteri; Elopiformes; Megalopidae.
GCCGUGGUGGCUGCAGGCCUGUGAUAUCUAAGGUGCUCGAAACACCCCCUGCCUAGCUGACGAUCCCCGCACGCUGUCACGGCGGAACAUGCUCUGAGCGGAGCGCUCUGGUUUUAUUUUUGGAGUGGCAUGGAGACUGAGCCGUCCAUUUGUAGGAAGGGUGUAGUUGAGCACAAGAUGAGACUGCCCGUCUGACACUCCAGGCUGGGACUUGCAGGCAGCAGCCAGUAGCCCCCCAACAAGCUCCCACGCAGGGUAUUGAGUCCAAAGUGAGUUUGUCAUCUGUAAUAAUCACUUCCUGGGGAGAUUGAAAUGCUGAUGGCUGUCAGUUAUAGCAGUGCCUCCCAACCAAGCCUGCAGUCCCACCAAUAUCCCCCACCCUUGCUGCCUAAGCCUGGGAAGGACAAUGCCCGGCUACAGAAACUGCUCAAGAAGACCGCCAAGAAAAAAGCCGCCGCCCAGGCCACACAGGCGCCCGUCCCCUUCCGCUCCAGCCUCUCCCCUGUGAGUGAAGCAAGCCCUGACCUCGAGCACAGCGACCACUCUACUCCACCCAAGACACCGGAGACCCCCAUCUAUGGCAGCUCUCUGUACCCCAGGUUUAACAUCAGACCCGUGUACCAGCAUUCACCGUCCCCUUACCCGCAUCAGCGGAGCACAGUCUACAGCAAGAUAGGAAGGUUUUCCCCGCAGUCCUAUAGUGUCCCGGUCCCCUCCUAUCGUCAAGUGAUCCCGCUUUUUUCUUACACACCACCCACUUCUCCAGGUCUGUCACAAGCUCAAGUCCCUGCUUCUGUCUCAACUCAAGCAGUUGGAUCCCCGCCACUUGCUCCCUCUGCUUCCCCUCCCAUAGUCUCACCUCCAGGACCAGCCUCAGUGAAGCCUACUGUCCCCCAGCAGGAUGUGGAGACCGGCACCACCAGUGCUGUUUCUUCCAGCAUUACAUUACCAUUAAAAGCUGAGAGUUCUGAAACUGGCAGGCAAGAUGGGACUUUGGCAGGCCCUAAAAUUAUCAGCCCACAGAUAAUUAUCACUGAUACUACCAAAUCCAAAAAACCUAUGUUUGAGGUUCCCCAGAUAAGGAUAUAUACAUCUAAGGCCACAUUUUAUGAGAUGUCUAAGUCGCCUCUGUAUUAUGGAACACCAUCAGCUACAGCACCUAGGAGUAAAACACCUACGUAUGAAUUGAGGAGUAAAACACCAACAUUUGAAGUUAGAAGGGUUAUAACCCCUACAUCUGAAGUUAACAGGGGGACAACUCCCACAUCUGAGGUGGCGAGGGGGACAACACCUACAUCUGAAGUGAAAAGAGGGACAACCCCUACAUCUCAGGUGAAAAGAGGGACAACACCUACAUCUGAAGUGACAAGGAGUAAAACGCCAACAUUUGAAGUCAAAAGGGUUACAACCCCUACAUCUGAGUUGAAAAGAGUUACAACACCUACAUAUGAGGUCAAAAGAGUUACAACACCUACAUCUGAGUUGAAAAGAGUUACAACACCUACAUAUGAGGUCAAAAGAGUUACAACACCUACAUCUGAGUCGAGAAGAGUUACAACACCUACAUAUGAGGUAAAAAGAGUUACAACACCCACAUCGGAGGUGAAAAGAGGUACAACCCCUACAUUUGAAGUGAUGAAAAGGGUUACAACACCUACAUCUGAGGUGAAAAGGGGGACAACACCUACAUAUGAGGUCAAAAGGGUUAGAACACCUACAGCUGAGGUGAAAAGGGGGUCAACACCUACAUCUGAGGUGAAAAGAGGAACAACACCUACAUUUGAGGUUCGACUGGCAGUUACUCCUUCUGGGCGGCCAAAGACACCAUCAUACCAAGUUCCCAGAGCAAAAACACCUGUUUUUGAAAUAUCAAGACCUAACCCACUAUUAUUCGCACCUUAUUCUCCUGUAACAGUCUCUACACAGUCCACAGCCAAUACAGAGGGAGAGAGACCCAAAACACCCACUUCUGGUACUGUUGCUGCUAAAACACCUACAGCUGAAGCAGGAAGUCUGAAAACAUCCAACCUGGAAGACACUGCUUCAAAGGAACAAUCAAAAAUUCCUCAGUCUGACGAUUUUGACGCUAAAACACCAAAUGGUCUGCCUCCAUUGAAUGUGGCUACUUUGGAAAAUGUAACAGUGAAAACAUCCUCUGAAGCAUCAACACCCAAGACUCCUAUGAAUGAGGCUCCAACAUCCAAGAGUCCUUCAAGUGAAGGCACUAGUUUGAAGACUUCUACUGAUGAAGCCAUUGCACCAUCAGCUCCAUUUGGGUAUCAAAAGCCAAAGACUCCAACAUAUGAGGCCCCAAAACCUGCAUCCUCUUCAUUUGGGUCUCAAAGACCAAAGACUCCCACAUAUGGAGCAUUAGGGUAUCAAAGGUCAACAACACCAACAUAUGAGGCCCCGAAACCUAAAACCAAAUCAACAUAUUAUGGAUUGACACCAGCUGCAUAUGUUGCUCAUGGUGGAAUCCAGAGUUACUCACCCCCUUAUGCAACCUCUAGACUGAAGACACCAGUACAUGAUGCACCCACACCCCCACCUAAUGAAAUACCAAGGUCUAAAACGCCUGCCUAUGGAGUAUCUACAGUAUCCACUCAUCUGCAAGAUGUACCUGGCUUAACCUCUAAAGAGCCAGAGGAAACCAAAACCUCUCCAAGCAAAAUACCAACAUCUGAGAUGCCCACAGUGGAACACCCUGUACCUCAAAGCUCUGAAAUUCCAUCAGAUUCAUCCAAAAGCCUAAGACCAAAAACACCCACUAAAGAUAAUGGGCAAGCACUCCAGGCAGAAAUGCCCAAAACACCAGUGAUUGAGGUACAGAAACCUAAAACACCAGCACAAAGAGCUAAAUCACCAAAUACUCAAGUACCAAAACCUAAGACACCUGAAGUUCAGAGAGUGGAAACGUUUCCUUCAGAAGUGCAAACCUCCAGCACGCCAUCAGCCGAAACUUUGGAAAUUAAGGCCACAACUCCAAUUCCUGAGACAAGUGGGAAGCCCACGCCAGUGUACCCAUUUACAAGGGUGAAAACACCUGUUAGGGAUGUAAGUAGUGCAAAAGCAGCAACAAGUCAAACUGUGAGUAAGACAGGAAUUCUGCAGCAAAUUAUCAAAUCCAAAACACCCCCUUUGCAAGCAGCCACAACUGAAACCCCUGCCUCUGAGAUCUCAACUCCCACCUCCCUCUCUCAAGCCUCUGUUACUGAAUCUACACCCACUACAGUGAAUGGGGUCCUGCCUCCCACUCAGCUAAGCAAAGACCAGAAAGAAGGGGACAAAACUGCAAAAGAAGAUGCGGUGCACAUAAAGGAAGAUGCUUCGCAGCAGAAACUGUCUGCCCAGGCAGGGGCAGCGGCUGCACCAUCAGCAGCGGAGAAGCCGGUUCAGAAGGACGAGGACGCGUUCCCAAAAGCAGAACCUCUGCUGAAAGUGAUACAGAAACCAAAGGGCAUGAAAUCCAAACUCAGCGGCUGGUCGCGGCUCAAGCAGCACAUGGUUGUGGAACCUGAGGAGCCCAAAUUCCCAGAGCCUGAGCCCAAGUCCAAGAAAGAAAGCCCCGAUGACACUCAGCAGGGCGAAAAGGAGAAGCUUGAAAAGGCACCCACGGAGGCCAGCAAGGAGUCUGACAGUCAGAUAAAAACCAAGGACAAGGAUAUCACUAGGGCUGUUAAGAUGUGGGAUGCUGUCCUGUUCCAAAUGUUCUCCACUGAAGAGAACAUCUUACAGCAGAUCAAUGCUAACAAAACAGAAUCUGAGAGACAAGAUACAGUGAAGGAUACACCUACAGAGGUUCCAGCGUUUGUCCAUCGUCUGCCAAUCCUGCUUUACAGCCCAAGGUUUGACGCAAGAAAGCUGAGGGAGGCUGCCUCAAGACCGCUCACAAAAAUAGGGUCCGUGUUUGAAAUGGGGUUGAUAAGUCGCAAAAGUCACGAUGAAGAGCCAAAAGACUUUAACAGAACUGCAAAAGGCUUUUGUGCAACAUAAACUACACACAACUAACAUGGACUGUUAAAUGGGAUUAAAACGUGGAAAAUUAUUCAGGAAUAACAUACAUUAUGUCCUUCCACUGGUCAGUCUCUAUUCAAAUACAUAGUAAGGAAUCAUUUGCGAUAAUCAUAAGUGAUCAGAUUAGGCCUUAUGAUUUGCCCUGUAGAGGGUUUGUAUUUGAAUGUUGUGUUUUCUGGCAUAGUGAUAUGACUUUGAUUAUUGGACUGCAAAAAAUGUUCUGUGUCGGAGCUUAACAGAUCUCAAAAAUACAGAGGUCCCUCUAAAAUGAAAGUGCACAAUGUGAAAGUAGAGAGAACAAGCAAGACUUCUUAAGACUUAGGGAUUUUUAUUUGUUCUCACUAUUUACCCUGUUAUGCCUUACUAUGCAAUACAGGCCUCAGUCACAAUUAGAAUAAAUCUAACCAGCCAAUCAUUCACAUAACAAAAACUGAAGCCAUCUGAUGAUUGAUGAAGUUUUGCUGUUUGCAUAUUGUUGGGACAUUCCUCAGUUCUGUCCAUGGAGAAACCAGUUAAGCUGUAUUUCCAGUCCUACCAGCUUUGAGGUACAUAGUUUGACUGGACUGUAUUACGCACACUAAAGUUAUCACACACCUUUUAGAGUUUUACAUCACAACUGCAGCUGCAAUAAACAUCUGGAUGAUAGAUGAAAAUUACCAGUGGGAGGAAUUAAAGUCUUUAUUAUUUUGAAAUAUGUUAAAACAAGAUGUUUUAAUUUAGUAUACAGAGUUAGAAAAUUUAGUUUUAGAACAUGUUAGAGUAGUAUUGAUGCAAAUGUAAAAAAAAGUAGCAUAGUUUCCAUAUUUUAUCCAAAGUUCCAUGCUUUUUUUCAAUCCAUUUUAGAUGAUGAGUUUUUUAAAUGUAUUUACAAAUAAAACACAACAAUAUGGUGCUUAUUGGUAAAUGAUCCAAGAAUCCAAAACAUGAUUAAAACCAGGCGUCUACCUAUUUUUGCUACUUAUGUAUAAAACAGAAAGUGAUCACAUGGUUUGGAAAACAUACUCUAUCUUUUCUACAGCCUAGCUUCAGUUUGUUCUCUCUGUCCUCUAAGAUGCAAUGUUAGUGUGUUUGGGACUUCAUUUCUUGGCUCCUCAGGUAAAUCUUUGGUGAGGCAGACACUACGUUUGAGCAUGCUCACAGGCAUGCACAAAUUCAUGCAUGGGCAUGGAUACCUAUGUGCACAUUUAGAGUGGAUCUCUGACAUCCACUCUGUGAAAUUUGGCUUUCUUGGACUGACCAGUUGGGAGCGUUUCGCUCUAGCAAGAAGAUGCUAUAUUGGUGUUGGAAUUGCAACCUGAGACACAGUCAGAGCACAGUAAGUCAGUGGAGCAGACUGACACAGGAGUGCAAAACAGGGAGGCAGCAAUGAGACAAACACAGGAUCUUGUUGGAAUACAGUAACGGAUUUAAUAGCGCACAGUGCUACCAGGGCAGUUGUCCAACCAGAAAGUUUGGUAUGAGUAAGUUGAGGAUGUCUGUCUUGGAAAGGUGCCUCAGUACUCUGUUACCGUGGAACAGGGGGUUUUCUGAAGAUGAGGAAUUGUGUAGGUUUUGGGAGAGAGAAAGAAGAAAUAAUCCAGUUUGGGAAAUGGAGGUUGACAACUGCCCUGUAUCCCUGUAGUCUCUGAAAGGGACAUGUGACAGGUGCAACAGCCAUGAUGCAUGUUUAAUGUACGGAAGGGGAGGCAGAGAGUAAAUAGGCAUUAACAGAUUCCUCUUUGACGUGUAAGAUGAUGCAAGGUUCCUCCCUGGUGUGUUGCAGUUUCUUGUAUGUGUGUUUUACAUAACAAAAAGCACUAUCAGAUUCAUUGUCCCCACAUGAAAAGAUAUCUGUAUUAACACCCCAUCAUAUCCUAAAUGUAUUUGUAAGAUAAUUAAACAGCUUUAUUAAGGAA